AUGGCCGGCGCCGGCGGCGAUGGGGAGACGGUGAGGAACAAGAAGGUGGUGCUGAGGAGGUACGUGACGGGGAGCCUCACGGUGGGCGACAUGGAGGUCAUCACCUCCGCCGUCCGGCCACGCGUGCCGCCGGGGACGCCGGCGCCGGCGGUGAUGGUGAAGAACCUCUACCUGUCGUGCGACCCGUGGAUGCGCGGCCGCAUGACCAAGCACGACGACGGCGACGACGUUGCCCUAGCAACGGACUUUGCGCUAGGAGAGGCCAUGGUCAAUUACACGGUGGGCAAGGUGGUCGACUCGACGCAUCCGGGCUUCGCCGCCGGCGACCUCGUGUGGGGAAUGAGUGGAUGGGAGGAGUACAGUCUCGUCACCCAGCCAGCAGAGACGCUGCACAAGAUCAACUAUCCCAAUCUGCCACUCUCCUACUACACCGGCGUUCUCGGCAUGACGGGUCUGACGGCGUACGCCGGGCUGUUCGAGGUGGGCAAGGCCAAGAGCGGCGACACCGUCUACGUGUCGGCGGCGUCGGGCGCCGUGGGGCAGGUGGUCGGCCAGCUCGCCAAGAUCGCCGGCUGCUACGUCGUCGGGAGCGCCGGCUCCGACGAGAAGGUCGCCCUCCUCAAGACCAGGCUCGGCUUCGACGACGCCUUCAACUACAAGGCCGAGGCCGGCGACCUCGCUGGCGCCCUCCGGCGGCGCCUCCCGGGCGGCGGCGGCAUCGACGUCUACUUCGACAGCGUGGGCGGCGCGACGCUGGACGCGGCGCUGCUCAACAUGCGCCUCGGCGGGCGCGUCGUGGUGUGCGGGAUGAUCUCGCAGUACAACCUGGAGGAGCCCGAGGGCGUGCGCAACCUCGUCAGCGUCAUCGCCAAGCGCGUCCGGAUCGAGGGGUUCAGCGUGUUCGACCACUUCGGGGCGUACGCGAGGUUCGAGCGGGAGAUGGCCGGCCACCUGGCGGAAGGGAAGGUGGCCGUCGUGGAGGACGUCGUCGAGGGCAUCGACGCCGCGCCGGGCGCGCUCGUGGGGAUGUUCUCCGGGAGGAACACGGGCAAGCUAUCCGUGGCUGUCGCGAAGGAGUGAUCGCUAGAGAGAAAUCAAAAAAAUCGGGGAAGGAUCAAAAAAAUGUAUGAACAGAUCAUGGCACAAAACCACAAAACGAGUCAUGCAUGAAAUUAGCGUGUGUAUGUUUGCAGUCAAAUAACAUGAGUUAGUCCAUGGGAUGGAUAACUCAUUGUAAAAGUCCAUCUUGUAGGGGUAAAUAAACGAUGGUUACCAUGGAUA
Molecule: messenger RNA, 1281 nt
Organism: Oryza brachyantha (malo sina)
Lineage: Eukaryota; Viridiplantae; Streptophyta; Magnoliopsida; Poales; Poaceae
Product: 2-alkenal reductase (NADP(+)-dependent)-like
Exons: 3
Coding region: 1-1080 (359 amino acids)
Molecular function (GO): 2-alkenal reductase [NAD(P)H] activity
Source: RefSeq, a predicted model, not a curated record